UCUCAAUUAUCUGAUCCCGUUGUGACUGGGAGGUGCUCAGGGGUGGAGCUCCAGUGAGGGGCACGAAUCUACAGGCUGCAGCCUCUCAAACAUGAGCAAACUGUCUUUCCACAAUAACAAGACGAUGCAGGACCGCCGGUGUGUGUGUGUGUUCCUCCCGAAUGAUGAAACACUCAAUGUAAUAGUCAGUGUUAAGACUGUGUGUCAGGAGUUGUUGGUGCAGGUCUGUGAUCUGCUUAGAUUGAAGGACUGUCAUCUGUUUGGCCUCAGUGUUAUUCAGAAUAAUGAACAUAUAUAUAUGGAACUGGGACAGAAACUGUCAAAAUAUUGUCCAAAAGAGUGGAAACGGGAAGCCAGCAAGGGAAUUGACCAGUUUGGACCUCCAAUGAUUGUUCACUUCAGAGCACAGUAUUAUGUUGAAAAUGGAAGACUUAUCAGCGAUCGCAUGGCACGGUAUUAUUACUACUGGCAAUUGCGGAAGCAGGUACUGCAGUCUCAGUGCAUCCAGAGAGAAGAGGCUUAUUUCCUUCUGGCUGCAUUUGCGCUGCAGGCUGACCUGGGAAACUUCAAACGGAACAAACACUUUGGUGCCUAUUUUCAGCCAGAAGCUUAUUUCCCCUCCUGGGUAAUUUCUAAGCGAGGAUGUGACUAUAUUCUCCGUCAUAUUCCAAACAUGCACAAAGAACAGUUUGCCCUUACAGCAUCAGAGGCCCAGCUGAAGUACAUAAAGGAAGCAGCGCUCUUGGACGACGUGACUGUUCAUUAUUAUCGCCUUUACAAGGAUAAGAAAGAGUUAGAGGCCUCUCUAUCACUGGGACUGACCUUACGUGGGAUUCAGAUUUUCCAGAAUGUGGGAACUGUCAGGCAACUCUUAUAUGAUUUUCCCUGGACCAAUGUGGGAAAACUGGUGUUUGUGGGGAAGAGGUUUGAGAUUCUUCCCGAUGGUUUGCCUUCAGCCAGGAAGCUCAUCUACUACACAGGCUGUCCUCUGCGUUCACGACACCUCCUGCAGCUGCUCAGCAACAGCCACAGAUUGUAUAUGAACCUACAGCCUGUGCUGAAACAAGUUCGGCGACUAGAGGAAAAUGAAGAAAAGAAGCAGUACAGGGAGUCGUAUAUCAGUGAUGCUCUGGAGGCGGACAUGGAUCAUUUGGAGCAGCGUUCACGUGCCAGCGGCAGCAGUGCUGGCAGCACGUCACGACCCAAUCCCUUCUCACGACACUCCACCACAAGUCAUGGCAGCUCCCGCACAUCCGGCGUCGACACCGACAGUUUCCGAACCCCUACAAACACACCCCACCGACCGCUGAGAACACACUCGUCUUCCAACGCCAGUCAUGCCAGCACACACACGUCUGGCAUCGAGAGCAGCAGCAAGGAGCACUGCCUGGAUGAAGACGAGAUUGAGAUGCUGGUUGAUGAUCCAAAAACGUGUGAAGAUCUACAUGAUUUAGAACUCAGCCAGGAACUGUGUAUCCACAUUACUGAGGACAUGCUGUCAGCACAGAACAACGGAUGCUCCGGGUUAGUGGUGAAGGAAGUCGGUUCUUCCACAUCCAGCUCAUCGGAGACCAUAGUGAGAAUGAGAGGCCAGAGCAUCGAAUGUCUCCCUCAGACGGCGAUGGGCAGGAAGGGCCAGAGCUCCACAGACCGCCACAGCCAAUCGCUUGACGACGUUCGUCUGUUUCAGAGGAACUGUCAGGAGUGGGCGGAGCUUUGCCAGGACACCGCACAUAGCUAUACGUUCGGAUGCGAGCCAGACCUCGGGGACCCGGUCAGCUGUGGGUACCAGGGACUUGCAGAUCAGUGUGCCGGGAUCCGGAAUAACCAGCACACGUUUCCCAUCAAGAGAACCAGCAAGUAUUUCUCUCUGGAUCUGGACAGAGAGGAUCUGACCACAGACCACAUGACCACUGAAGCAGAACCAGAGUUCGUGGUGUAACGCAGAGAGCAUUGAAAAGAGCCCCAGAACAAAUGACGGAUUACAGGAUGUUAUUGAAGGGAAAACAGAAAUUAAGUGAUUAGUUUCUUACUCUCACUUUGUUACAAAGUUGGCGUUCUUUCCUCUGUGGAACACAAAAGGAGACAUUCGGAUGAAUCUGUUGGUUGCCUUUUUACCAUGCUGUUACAAUGAACAAGAAUGGAAAAGCAUCAUAAAAGUAGUCUUGUGUGCUAUAGACCUUUUAUGAAUUGUUGGUAGUACUUUUGCCAUAUUUGUAGGAGUUUGACAGCCCUGUGUACAAUUUAAUUUUGUUCUAUGGAAAAGAGCAGCGUAAACAAUCUGUUAAAUGUCUCUUUUGUGUUCCACAUAAGAAAAAAAACCAUACAGGUGGUCUAGAAUGACAUUAUGGUGAGUAAAUGAUGACAGAAUUUUUCAUUUUUGGGUGAACUAUCCAUUUAAGGUCAGUUAGUACACAUGUUUGCACGUGUAUUCAAAACAAGCAAGAGAAUCUGUACCAUCCUAAUGCCAAAAUACUAAACUCUAGAAAAAGCUGCCUUACCAAAGUAUCCAAAAAUGUGUUUAUGGCUCACAUAUGUGUGUGUUGUUGCCCUAAAUAAAUAAACCCUCUGUGCCUUGAAUCCACUAUGCAGGUUCUCAGAACAAAAAAAACGAAAGUUUCUGCACUCCUGUUUACUUCCACCCUCAUUUCUAAGGAAACGCCCCAGUCUUGUCUCCCAGAAUAACACUAAAGCUAAUGAACUUUUUGGGAUUGUGGCCACCGCAAUCAUGUGAGCAUCAUAAUCAGAGGGCCCAGUGCCGGGGUGUGCCGCCCCGCAGGAUAAAUGACUGAUGGGAUUUUUUUGAUUCAGAGACGUUUGCACACAGCUGAUACUGAUGCUGAUCGGGUCAAGUCUUCCAUAGACCUUCCUUUGGAGGUUCCCAUUUUCUUUAUCUGUCUGUUGACUGUUUAUUUGUCUAACUGGAAGUUUGUCUUUAUUAUAUAGUUUUAUAAAGAAUGACUGCUGUGUGUUUUAAUGGUGUGUUGCCUGUCAGUAUUAAGCUGUUAACGGGAGACAGUAUUACAAACUUUAUAUCCAUCUUCCAUCUGAACAAGAAAGAGAGUGUGUGUUUGAACGGUAGGGGAGGAAGACACUAAACAUGAAGAAUUUGCAUAGAUCAGUGCAUUUAGAUAUGGAAACCCACUUCUAGUUAAAAGCUCCUCUUUGCAUGGGUGGUAUGAAAUGCUUUGAAUGAACAGCACUUAAAAGCUCAUGCGCAUGUGGGUCUUGGUGUCAUGACUUCUGUGCGUUCUGCUGAACACGAGUACAGUAAAUAUAGAUGCCCUGACCUGUCUUCACAUUCAUCUCUCCUUCCCCUGUGAAAAGCAGUGGUGAAUCUGAGAGAGCCAAACUUUCUAAUAAUUUUGGUUGCUGUGGGAUUUCAUGGUGACUGAAAACUUGCAUCGGUUCUACUUGCAGAUAACAGCCGAUCACAUGUGGACUCCAUGUAUUGUUUACCCUUUAUGUUUGCAGCUAAACUUUGUCCUUUCUGUGAAAGGAAUUUCCUAUGUGAAAGCCAUUUGACUCUGUAGACCCAUUCGACUCUGUUCUCUCAUGAAAGUGUAUUCUGUGCCUUGCAGGUGCCAAAGUCCACAAAUGUUUGCAAUAAAAGGUACCUUCAUUUGUAAUUAAA
Messenger RNA from Pimephales promelas (fathead minnow), 3634 nucleotides. NCBI's taxonomy places the organism in Eukaryota, Metazoa, Chordata, Actinopteri, Cypriniformes, Leuciscidae. The record is from RefSeq and is a predicted model, not a curated record.